Melitaea cinxia (Glanville fritillary) is the source of this 1522-nucleotide messenger RNA. RefSeq names its product major facilitator superfamily domain-containing protein 12-like (gene Bm-re). The record is from RefSeq and is a predicted model, not a curated record. Gene Ontology annotation, biological process: carbohydrate transport. The coding region runs from base 30 to 1460 and encodes 476 amino acids. Gene Ontology annotation, molecular function: symporter activity. Lineage: Eukaryota; Metazoa; Arthropoda; Insecta; Lepidoptera; Nymphalidae. The transcript has 10 exons. Gene Ontology annotation, cellular component: membrane.
CGUACGGAGCGACAGCAAAUAAUAGUUUUAUGAAAAAUGAUGCUCCAGAUAAUAUUAAUCAAGAAAUUGAAUUAAGCAUCCCUUUCAAACGAAAAAGAUGGUGGCGAAUAAAUCAGAAACUUCUAUACGGGUUAGGUCAUAUGUACAAUGACCUAUGUGCGGCGAUGUGGUUUUCAUAUAUGAUGCUGUUCUUUCAAGCGGUACUAGAAAUGAGGGCCGUCGUCGCCGGUGCCAUGCUACUACUAGGACAAGUAGUGGAUGCGCUCGCGACUCCAAUAGUCGGCGUAUUAGCUGAUAAAUAUAGUACAAAAAAGUUUUGGCAUUUAAUGGGAUGUAUUUUGGUGUCGAUUACAUUUCCGCUGUUAUUUAUAAGAUGUUGGAAUUGCUGGCCAAAAGAAAACUUCGAAUAUCUGAUGUGGUGGAUGCCUGUUUACUACGCUGUAUUAAUAACGUUUUUCCAAAUAGGCUGGGCCAUAGUUCAGAUAUCACAUCUCGCAAUAAUACCAUCAAUUACCGACAACUUGGAAAUACGAUCAGAGUUGACAUCUAUUAGGUAUAUGGCUUCAGUUAUUUCAAGUCUGGCUGUCUAUUUUAUAACUUGGAUCGUUUUAAGAGCAACAAACUACAGUACGUUCAUUAGACCAACGGAUGAUUAUAAAUUUCGGGAUGUAUCACUUAUUAUUACCAGUAUUGGAAUAAUGUCGUUCGUAACCUUCCAUAUUUUCUUCAAAUCGAAACCACACAAAAUACCUAGAGAAAACGGACAUAUAGGGGAAAGCGCUGAAAUUGAACCUCUUCAGUUUUCAACAAAGUCAAAAAUCAUUCAUUUCUUACAAAUGCCAUUGUUAUAUCAAACAAGUUGUUUGUAUGUAUUUUCACGACUUUAUUGGGCACUCAGCCUUGUGUACGUGCCCUUAUUCUUGGAAGAACGUUUAUCAGUUAAUCCAUCAGAAGGUUCAGAAUUGGUAGCCAGUGUACCUCUUGUUCUUUAUUUAUCAUCCCUUUUCUUUUCAUUUUUAUUGAAGAGCAAUAUUAAAAGAAUAGGAAAACAGGUGGCGUAUUUUAUUGGAAGCUUCCUUAGUCUUAUAAGUUGCUUGUGGAUAGCACUAGCUAUCAGCCCCGAAGCAGAUGUGGCACAAAUAUAUUUAGUGGCGACACUUAUAGGUGCUGGUAGCUCGAUAACCCUUGUGUCGAGUCUAUGUGUUACUGCAGACUUAAUAGGACCUCAUUCACAUCAGGGUGCUAUGAUAUAUUCCAUUGUUACAUUUGCUGAUAAAUUAGUGACUGGAAUAGCCGUUGUUGCAAUUGAGAACUACAAAUGUGAUGAUGCUUUAAGCUGCCCUCAAUACUACAGAGGAGUUUUGACUUAUGCCUGUGGAGGAAGUGCCGCCCUCGGCAUAUUAUCUUUAUCAAUCACAAUAUUAGGUUCAAAAGGCAACAUAAGUAAACCUCAAACAUAAUUAGUUAAAUUUAAUGUGUGUAACAAUAAUAAUAGUACAAUAAUAAAAUACAUUUAAUUGUU